Geodia barretti is the source of this 1557-nucleotide messenger RNA. The record is from the annotation of a GenBank genome assembly. NCBI's taxonomy places the organism in Eukaryota, Metazoa, Porifera, Demospongiae, Tetractinellida, Geodiidae.
CAAUCCUAAGGUCCUUGAUUGGAAGGUAGUAGAUGAAGUAGAGCUUUCCCCCGGAGAGAGAGGAGGGCUAGGGUGACAUGAUACCACAUUCCCGACCACUGCCGCGGACCCCUCUACUGGGGAGGUACCACGACGGCACUUGCUACGGGGUUGGACACACCUGGCACCCCAGCUGUCUCUACUGCUUCCUGGAGUUGUUCUACUACGUCUACGUGGGAGCACUGAAAGUGUAUGCACCUCUUUACCUGGUGUCUGACAUCCUGCGCAGUAGAACUCUGAAGGCCACGCUGUUUCAGACCGUGCCCUACAUACUGAGGUCCUCCCUGUUCCUGGCCGUCAAUGCAUCGGGCUUCAUUGGUUUCCUCUGCCUCUUCAGGCGUUUGAUAGGCAGAUUCUACUUCCCCCUGAUAGCAUAUGCUCCAGCUGCAUGUGCCUCUCUCUGUGCCAUUGUAGUGGAGCGAAAGAGCAGGAGAGGCCUUCUCACAGGAUAUGUAUUCACGCUGGCAGUGGAGUGCUUGUACCGAAUGUUCAAGUACAGAGGCUACAUAACCCCCAUCCCCUAUGGAGAGGUGAUGCUAUUCUCUGCUGCGUCAGCAGUCCUACUACCUGCAUACAGGUCGAAACAAGGUCUACACGAUGCCAUUGGUAGUGUUCUCAAUGUACUCUUCCAUCCACUUUAUCCUAAGGGAGUGGCAAGAUUUGUGGAGAGUAUAAGGUAGUUAGCCACCUUUGCUUCUAAGUAUAGUGUGUCCUUGCAACAGGAAGGGAGCUGUCACCAAAUGGCGGUACAUGGGCUACAUGACUGUGAGAUUAGCACUGCUGAGUUUGUGGUGUUACUUGGUUGGAUAUGUCACUCAAGUAGCUCUGGGACUGCUCAGCUCUGGAACAAAAGUCUUUAAACGCUGGACCAGGUUAAAGAGUGUUCUAUUCAACUGGUACAAUGUAAGGUUUGGAGCAUUCUUGGCAGUAAACAUCGGUGGAUUCAAGUUAUUGGAGGUUCUACUACUUCUCCUACCAGUAGACCAUAACACAAGAAUGACACUAGCAGCUCUUGUGGCUGGCCUAGCAAUGGCAACGAUCCGCAGCUCAGCCAUCUCCCUGUAUGCUGCUACAAAAGCACUAGAGGUGGUUUACUUCAAGGCUGUGAAGAAAGGCUGGGCUCGCAGCUGCUACUAUGGCGAUGUGAUCCUCUAUUCACUUUCAACUGCACUUCUCUUUCACACGGCCGUGUUUGAGGCUCACAACAUGCGACACUCCUACUGGAGGUUCCUGGUGGGUGUGACCAAUGGGAGGAUCGGGCAGCUCAACUGGGAGGAGGUUGACCGGUUUGACACCCACUCAUCGCUGCAGCACCGUACCCCCACCACCUCCCCUGCCACCAAUGACGACUCUGUAGUCACAUAGAGACCAUAUAUUAUGUGUGUAUUGUUCAUGAUAUGGACCAACCACCCAACUUUGCCUUGAUUUGCUGAUACUUUGGCCUCAAAAUUCAUUAGGGUACACUGUGAAACGAACACUCUGGUUGGUGUCUGUACAAACUGUAGCAACUGUUGCUGA